GCAGGCGCAGAUGCAAGCGAUGCUACGAGCGAUGGCAGCGGGAGCGAGGAGGAGGGGGGGACGAGCUCUGCUUGCCUCCUCCUCUCUUCUCGGAGGAUCCCUUCUCUACACCACCUUGAAGCCUCCCGUGAGGGCUGAGGCGCAGGAGCCUCUGAGCACGCAGAGCCUGAGUGACAGGAUGGUACAGACGCUGGGAUUGAAGAGCUGGAUCGACUGGGUGGUGGAGCCAGCGGACAGAGCAGGACUUCCUCCAGGGAAACUUCUCCCUGAUCCUCCUGAAACAGGCCCCUCCUUCACACACAGGACGCUGGUUCUGAGCCUGGAAGACACGUUGGUCAACACAGAAUGGGACCGGAAAAGGGGACAUAGGACAAAGAAGAGACCAGGGCUCGAUGCUUUCCUUGCGCACAUGUCCCAGACUUACGAGAUUGUUAUUUUCACGAGUGCCAUGAGCUCCUAUGCUCAGCCGAUCGUGAUGAGGCUAGCGGAACAGCAGCCAUACUUUGAGCAUUCCCUGUACAGGGAGCACACCAAGUACGUAAACGGGAAGCACAUCAAGGAUCUCUCCUUCCUCAACAGAGACCUCCGCAAGGUGAUCAUUGUCGACACGAACUCGGUCAGCUACUCCUACCAGCCUGACAAUGCUGUCGCCAUCAAACCUUGGAACGGAGAUUUGAACGACACGGAACUGAUCGACCUCAUCCCCUUCCUCGAGGCGAUUGCGAAAGAAGACAUCCAGGAUGUCAGGGAAGUGAUCCGCUCCUUCCAUGGCACCAACGUGCCGGAGAAAUUUCGGAAACUGAGGCAGCAAGCCCUUGAGCGGAAGAAGAAAGGCACACUCGUCGGCAGCCUCGUGAAAGUGCCGCAUGGAGUGCUACCGGUCCUCACCCCCAUCCUCACUCGUACUCAUGCGCAUCAUGCGCCGCACGUGCUGCAUGCUCCCAAGGCACCUCCCAAACCAGCCGAGACCGAAGAGAAGCCCGCCAAGAAGAAGACUGUGAUAGAACUUGCACGAGAAAGCGGAAAAAUGUAGACGCGUAGAACUAACGCUAUGUUUGACGAAAAGACUUUCUCUUAUGGCAUUCUGAACA
Guillardia theta CCMP2712 is the source of this 1091-nucleotide messenger RNA. RefSeq lists its product as hypothetical. NCBI's taxonomy places the organism in Eukaryota, Cryptophyceae, Pyrenomonadales, Geminigeraceae. The transcript is spliced from 3 exons. The record is from RefSeq and is a predicted model, not a curated record. Bases 32 to 1033 code for a protein of 333 amino acids. Gene Ontology annotation, molecular function: phosphoprotein phosphatase activity.